UGACUAUAUGGGGCACUGCACUGUGCAAUUUUCCCAAAACCCUCAACGCACUGCACUGCACUGCACUGCGCUGCACUUUCUUAGAACAGACUGCUCAAUCAGUAAGUCAGACACAACAUAAGACAACAGUGUAAAUUGGUCACUAAAGAGAAGCUGGAAGCUGAUGCGUUGUGGUGAAAGAAACCAAUGAAAGAAGAAAAAACAAAACAUAGAAAUGCCUCCUCACCUUCAGCCCCCAAUUCCCAAACCCCAAAACCAAAACCAAAACCAAAAAAACAAGUUCUACUUCUUCUACGGCCACCGUAAACCCUCCCAACACCGCCCCACCGUCCGCGGCGGCCUCUUCUCCAACCGCCAAUCCAUCUCCCUCCACAAACCCUCUCCUCCCCACAAUCCUCAACCCUUCAAUCUCCACCACUGGGACCCACAACAUUCCCCCACCACCACCACCACUGAAACCCGCAACACCAACACUGGGUCUGGGUCUGGGACCACCCACACCUCUCUCAUCCGCCUCUCCCCUAUCGCCCGAUACAUCACCGACUCAUUCCGCAAGAACCAAAACCACUGGGGCCCUUCCAUCGUCUCCGACCUCAACAAACUCCGCCGCGUCACUCCGGACCUCGUCUCCGAAGUCCUCAAAUCCCAACCCGACCCGAAUCUCGCCUCCAAGUUCUUCCACUGGGCCUCCAAGCAAAAAGGCUUCCACCACACUUUCGCUUCCUACAAUGCCUUCGCCUAUUGCCUUAACCGCUCUAACCGUUUCCGCUCUGCCGAUCAACUGCCCGAACUCAUGAUCUCCCAAAACAAACCCCCCACUGAAAAGCAGUUCGAAAUCCUUAUCCGAUUCCACUCCGACGCCAAUCGGCCCCUUCGGGUUUUCUACGUGUAUCAGAAGAUGAAGAAAUUCAAUGUCAAGCCUAGGGUUUUUUUGUACAAUAGGAUUAUUGAUGCUUUGAUGAAGAAUGGGUAUGUGGAUUUGGCGCUUUCAGUUUAUGAUGAUUUUAGGAAUGAUGGUUUGGUUGAAGAGAGUGUUACUUUUAUGGUUUUGAUUAAAGGGUUGUGUAAAGUUGGGAGAAUUGAUGAAAUGUUGAAGGUUUUGAGUAAAAUGAGGGAGAAUUUGUGUGCGCCGGACGUGUUUGCGUACACGGCAAUGGUGAGGGUGUUGGUUGAAGCAGGGAAUUUGGAUGGAUGUUUGAGGGUUUGGGAGGAAAUGAGGAGGGAUAAGGUGGAGCCGGACGCAAUGGCGUAUACGACUUUGGUUACCGCGUUGUGUAAAGGUGGGAGGGUGGAGAAAGGGUAUGAGUUGUUUAGGGAGAUGAAGGAGAAAAGGUGUUUGAUUGAUAGGGCGAUAUAUGGAUCGUUGGUUGAGGCAUUUGUGGCAGAUGGGAAAGUGGGGUUUGCUUGUGGUUUGUUGAAGGAUUUGGUGGAUUCUGGGUAUAGAGCUGAUUUGGGGAUUUAUAAUUCGAUUAUUGAAGGAUUGUGCGGUGUGAAGAGAGUCGAUAAGGCUUAUAAGGUUUUUCAGGUCACGGUUCAGGAGGGUCUUGAGCCGGAGUUUGUGACUGUGAAUCCAAUUUUGGUUUUGUAUGCAGAGAUGAGAAGGAUGGAUGAGUUUUGUAAAUUGUUAACCCAAAUGGAGAAAUUGGGAUUUUGUGUCAUUGAUAAUCUUUCGAAGUUCUUUGCUUUUGUGGUUGGGAAGGAGGAGAGGACAAUGAUGGCUGUGGAAGUGUUUGAGAACUUAAAAAAGAGAGGUUAUUGUAGUGUUUCCAUAUACAAUAUUCUUAUGGGGGCACUUCACAAGAAGGGGGAGUUCGAAAAGGUGAUAUCACUCUUUGAUGAAGUGAAGGAAUCAAAUUUUGAACCUGACUCAUUGACUUAUAGUAUUGCAAUUGAAUGUUUUGUAGAGAUUGGUGAUAUUGAAAAAGCAUGUCUGUGUAACAAUAAAAUCAUGGAGAUGUCUUUGGUUCCUUCUGUUGCUGCUUAUUGUGCUCUUGCUAAAGGGCUCUGCAAGACCGGAGACAUUGAUGCUGCUAUGAUGCUUGUUCGCGAUUGCUUAGCCAAUGUUACGAGUGGCCCUAUGGAGUUUAAGUAUACACUUUCUGUUGUUCAUGCCUGUAAAUCUGGUGGUGCUGAGAAGGUGAUUGAGGUACUUAAUGAAAUGAUGCAACAGGGUUGUCCUCCUGAUGAGAUUAUAUACUCUGCUAUCAUCUCUGGCAUGUGUAAGUAUGGGACAAUUGAGGAGGCAAGGAAGGUUUUUUCGAAUUUGAGAGACCGCAAACUUUUAACAGAAGCUAAUAUGAUUGUCUACGAUGAAAUGCUAAUUGAGCAUAUGAAGAAGAAGACCGCAGACUUGGUGGUGUCUGGAUUGAAGUUUUUUGGUCUAGAGUCCAAGUUGAAAGCAAAGGGUACUUCUCACCCACCCUUCUUCUCUACCUCUAGAAGUGCAAGUGAAGUGCUGGGGAGUAUUAUGACAGGCAAGUAACUGGAGGCAAUGAGGAGAAGCAUAAUAUGUGGGAUAAACUUAAGUUGUUUUUGUUCAUAUUGCUAUAUUUGCUUUGGCUAAAAGCACAUGCAAAUUGUGUAAAUUCGUGGCAAUCUGUCCAAGAUAUUUUUUCUUUUGUAAAUUAUAUUAUAGUAGUAAAAGUUGGAAAUUGGUCAUUAUUA
This is a messenger RNA of Quercus lobata, 2664 nucleotides long. Its product is annotated as pentatricopeptide repeat-containing protein At4g20740-like. NCBI's taxonomy places the organism in Eukaryota, Viridiplantae, Streptophyta, Magnoliopsida, Fagales, Fagaceae. Gene Ontology annotation, molecular function: protein binding. The record is from RefSeq and is a predicted model, not a curated record. The transcript is spliced from 4 exons. Bases 215 to 2482 code for a protein of 755 amino acids.